CAAGAACAAGAACAAGUGAGGAACAUCAGAGACAAAAUCUCUUCUAGGAAAACUGUAAAAGACUUCGCCCAUAAGGAAGCAAUUGGAAGAGGUCAUGUCAUCGGCGACGCUUCAACCUCCAGAAACAAACGUGACGAUGUCAUAUCUGGAUUAUUUCAACACAACAGACUGGCAGCUCGUGUACUCCAUCAUCCCACCGUACAUCUUCAUGGUGUGUUUGACAGGAAUUCUGGGUAACUCAUUUGUAUUGCUGGUGUUCUUGCUGCAGAGAAACCGAUGGACCGUACCUGAGAUCUAUUUGGGAAAUCUCGCGCUGGCCGACCUUAUUUUACUCAUCUGUCUCCCCUUCUGGGCAAUGAACAUCCUCGAGUACUUCAUGUGGCCGUACGGAGAGUUCAUGUGCAAGGUGGUCAAUCUCUCCAUCCUCGUCAACAUGUACACCAGCAUCUACAUGCUGGUGAUGGUGAACGUGGACCGCUACCUUGCCCUCGUCUUGACCAUGAAGGCCAGAUGGCUCAGGCGGAAACGUUACGCCAAAGCCAUCAGCGUUUCCCUCUGGCUCUUCGGUUUGGGAAUGGGCGUUCCGACCUGCAUGUUCCGAACAUUGGAAGACAUUCCCGGUCACCAAGCGUUCCAGUGCAUCCUGCAUUAUCCCAGUGACUCCUGGAAGAUUGCCCAUCACAUCCAACUGAUUGUGUUGGGUUUCGCUUUGCCUCUACUGGCCAUCACAUUUUGUUGUGUGAAUAUUCUUCUGGCCCUAAAGCGACGUCGAGACAAUUACUGGGAGGAUAGAAACGACAAGAAAGCUACUGUACUGGUGUGUACGGUCACGCUGUUGUUCCUCAUCUGUUGGGGUCCAUUUCACAUCUUCACUUUCCUUGAUAUACUCUCUGAUUUCCAUGUUUUGGAUAAGGAGAAGUGGUUUGAUGUCCUUGAAAUCGGAAAUCAGUUUUCCGUCUACUUGGCCUUUUCAAACAGUUGCCUAAAUCCGGUGUUGUACGUUUGCUCGGGGAAUUAUUUCAGGAGAAAAGUAAGCAGCAUCUAUAAUCGAAGAAAACAAUCCAACGUAUCUGAUGUUACUGCAAUGCAGAGGACACUUUUAACAACCACGACCACCACCAAUCAAAUCAAACCUGUUGUUUUAUGAGAAAGACUAGUGUUGUUUUUAUAAACCAGUAAAAAAACUUUAACCACCAUCAGUAACUUGCUGACAUUUUUAUUAUUGCUAAAUAGUAAAUGAAGAAUUUAGAUGCAAAAGCUGCUAAAAAAUGAGAUAAAUGUUAUUAACCGAAUGCUCUCGGCUCGUAUUAAACGUUCAGCUAAUACUUUCUAUUCAAAUCCGCUUUAUAGCCUAAUGGCUUCAGGUCAAUCAGGAAUACACAUUUUGAGUUUUUAGCAAAGUCCUCUAAUUGCACGGAAAAAGAAUUGCACAAUGGUUUGCAUACACUUUUACCCAAUUGAUGAA
Paramisgurnus dabryanus is the source of this 1465-nucleotide messenger RNA. RefSeq names its product bradykinin receptor B1 (gene bdkrb1). Gene Ontology annotation, biological process: calcium-mediated signaling; positive regulation of cytosolic calcium ion concentration; immune response. Gene Ontology annotation, molecular function: C-C chemokine receptor activity; C-C chemokine binding; bradykinin receptor activity. The record is from RefSeq and is a predicted model, not a curated record. NCBI's taxonomy places the organism in Eukaryota, Metazoa, Chordata, Actinopteri, Cypriniformes, Cobitidae. Gene Ontology annotation, cellular component: membrane; external side of plasma membrane.